UUAGUGACCUAUAUGUUUUCUAUGAUUUUGUACAAAUAAGAAACAAGUGCUACUGUCCUAAAGGCAGUAUGAGUAAUCCCUACAGAGCUAGACCAACUAGGUCUAGAGAACAUCACAAUUUAGGAUUUGGAGCUUAUAAUCAAAAUAUAUGGAACCCAAUGCCUAGAGCACAAUCAGAAGUAUCAUCAAAUGAUUCUAUUCAGCAUCCACCACCCAUUGUAAAUCAGUCAAAACAAUCAAAUGAUUCUUGGAAUAAUUCAUGGAAUUGGGAUUUUGACAAACAAACAGAUAAUGAACAGCAGCAACCAUUGCAGCAAGAGCAGCAGCAGCAACAACAACAACAACAACAGCAGCAACAUCACUAUGUACCUACAUAUACAAAUCAAGGGCAGUUGAUAUCUAAUUCCAUUCAGGACCAUUAUUAUCAAAAUAUUAAUGGUAAUAAGUCUGACUUGCUCAAUCAGAAUGUGAUGUUAGACAGAAAUUCAUCAGGAAUAGUUACAAGUAGACCACCAAUUCCAAAUCAUACAGACUCCUUUACACCUUAUUCAAACUAUACACAAUACCACCAGUACCUACCACCACCAUUACCACCACCACCACCUCAGGCAAAUUCUGCUAAACCUGGAUCUGUGAAUUUGGACCAGCCUCAAUGGACAAAUGAGCAACAAUCUCAAAGUAUUCCAUAUUCACAACAAAAACCAAGUAUACAAAAUCAAAAUGAUCAAGCAUCACGUCCUACUCUAGUUGGUAGCAAUUAUAAUUGGAUGAAACCUGAUCAAACAAAUUUAAUGGCUUUACAAAAUUGGCCAAAUCAAGGUAGCGUACCAGGAUAUUGGCAGGAUUCAAAGAUGGAUAAAGAGGUACAGAACUUUGAUGAUAUGGGUAACCAGUAUACACCACCAGUUCAACAAACUAAAGCAAAUCAGCACCUUUUACCUUCUACCGAAAAUAGAGAACAUUCCGUAAAUGAUACAAAUGAUGCAAAUAAUUGGCCAAAUCAAGUUAAUACAUCAGCUCCUUCGUGGAAUACUCCGAAUCGCGAAUCCAUAUUACCCAAUCAAAGUCAACAAGUAACACAAAAUUCUAAUGCUAAUAAUGAAUUCAAUACUUGGCCUCAAACAGUAAAUGCUGAUGUCUCACAAUCGUGGAAAAAGAUGGACGAUACCCAUGCAGUUCAAUGGUUACAGGAACAGCAGGAAAAUAAUAAUGUAAUCGAAGAAAAUGUUAAGCGCGAUAAUACUGGUGCAAUUGCUACAAAUGAUUGGCAACAGAAUCGUACGAUACCGUCUCAUCAUAGUCUGUCUAGUGCAACACCAACAACAGAACCUGCUGUGGAAUAUGACGAACGGAAACGAUCUAUGCCUUCAUUAACUAUGAAUUCCGUGAACUCUAAAGACCCUAAUAUGCAUACAAAAACAAGUCUUGCUAAAUCACAUCUAUCUGAUUCUCGACUUAACAUGUCUGCCACACCUGAAACUAUAUCAACUGUUGCAAGCUCUGAAAAUGUUUCUAUGCAAGAAAACAAUGAUUUCACUUUAGUACAUGAUCCAGUAGAAUGUGGAAAGAGUAAUUCAACAGAGGAAUUACCUACAAAAUUGGAACAGUUGAGUCUUAGUACUAAGUUGAACAAACACUUGGAAAGUCAAAAUGAGUCAAAAGAGGUAUAUCCUGUUAUGUCUGAGGAUGGAUGGAGUCAAAAUACAGCUUCCAAUAAUAGUGCUACACCUGAUAAUAUACCUGGAUUGCCUUCAGACUAUACUGCACUUGGUACAGAAAAUCCUUAUUCCAAUGAUAAUCAAAAUCUUAUUAGUCAAGAACAUUCGGCGCUUAACACUUAUCAAAUGACAAAUAUCAAGCCACCAGAUAAUAUAGCACAAAGUGGAUACGAUCAAUGGUACAGUCAGAAUACAAUGCCAAUAUCCUCGGAAAAUAUGUGGUACUCGAAAGAUCAUACGCGACCACCUAAAGAAUGGAGUACUGAACAAAAUGUAGAAAACUAUGAAAAUAUUCAGCAACCUUCAGAAUUUGUAAAUUUAGAGGUAGUUGCGCCAUCGUUGCAGGAACGUGAUAUAUAUGGCUCUAGAGAUUCCAUAAAUAAGGAAACUUUAGAUAAUGAUCCCAAACCGGUUUUGAAUCCUUCCAAGGAUGUAGCUAGUGCACGUGAUUUUAGACAAGAAGUAAACAAUAUUGAAGUGCCAUCUGCACAGCAGUUAGCACGAUCUCAUUCGCUUCUUCAGUCGGAACAGGUGCCAGAUAAUUAUGAAUUCGCGUCGAACGAUAGAAAUACAUUUUUGGAAACUGGGGAAUUGACCGAUUCUCAUCAAGAGCACGAACCAAGUCCGCCAAUUCAAGAUGAUGAAAACGACGAAGUGCCUAAUGACAUUCCCUUUUUACGAGAAGUACCGGGACAAUCGAGCUCCAUAGACCCACGUAGAAAUGAUCCAACGGGGCAAGAGCAAUAUGUUCAAUCUGGUCAAAGACUGUCCGAUCCGAGAAGAAACGAUCCUUCUGGUCAGGAGCAAGGUCUUCAAUUAAGAAAUAUAUCUGAAAGAUCGGAACGACGUGAUGUUCCGCCUGGACAAGAGAGAAAUGUUCCUUUACUUUCACGAUCGGAUUCCGAUACAAUGGAACGUCGAAACGAUCCGUCUGGUAGAGAACGGUCUCUGCCUCCUCAACAAUCACGAAAUGACCCUUCUGGGGAAGAAAGAUAUCAGUCUCUACCUCCGAUUAUGUUAGAACCAAGCGAAACACGGGAAGUACCUGGAAGAGGCAAUGAACCUGAAGAACCUGCUCAGCAAACGGACGAGAAUCUCAGACAAAUACCAGGCGGUGCAUCUCCAAAUGAAGCUGCUCAACCUUCAGAUGACAGACCUAAUGGAAGAAUAGUUACAGGUUCUCAAGAAGUUCCUUCUAUAGGCUCUACGACACAAGAUCAAACCAGCGACUCAAGAAACAAACGCGAGGAAGCCGUUGGAGCAUCUAUCGGCGAGUGUCAAGGAGUUCCUAGUACAUCAACUCGUAAAGAUUCAUACGAAGACGAGGAUGACGAAGGUUCCGGAAAUAGUAGAGACGACAGUAGAGAAAGACGGCGUGACAGUAGUUCGGAACGUCGACGAUACGAAUACGAACGAAAGGGCGCUUAUUAUGAUCGUGAACGGGAAUACGAGGAUGAUUAUUAUUACGAUCGUCGUCGUGGUGGAGGAGAAAAUGAUCGAACAUAUAGUACGCGUGACGAAUUUGAUCGUCGAGAAAUGCCUUAUCGUGAAGAUGAUCGUAAACAUCACAGUCGAGAUGAUCUAGAUAGACAUGCGAGAGAAGAGAUCGAUAGAAGAGGCAGACCUAAAGAAGAUUUAGAUGAAAGGGACAUCAGAAGAAGGCCUGACGACCGUAGAAAAGAUAGGGCUGACGAUGGGAUACGACGCAGAGAAAGAGAAAUCAGAGACUAUGAUUCAAGAUAUUCUAGAGAUCGCGAUUAUUUGGAUCGUGACAGAAGAAGAGACGACAGGCGACCGAGACGAUAUGACGAUUACGAUAUAAGGGAUCCAUACAGGAGAGAAUAUUACGAUGAUCCUUAUAGUAGAGGAUCUAGACCAUCCAGUAGAUCUUCUUAUAACGAUAGAGAUCGAGAAUACUACAUGCGGGCGAGAGAUCCUUAUUAUUAUAAUGGAUAUCCUGGAUACGAUUAUGGUACUCAUUAUGCUAAUAACUACUACGCGUAUAUUGAAAAUUUGCGACGUACAAAUCCUGCUGCUUAUUCAGAGUGGUAUCACAAAUAUUAUGCUAACCAACAUCAGCAACAACUCAUUUCUCGUGGCAUUACUAAUUACCCAGAAGACAGAGCAAGCGUUCAUUCAGGGCGUAGUUCUUGCGAUGAAAGAACUGGCGAUAAACGAACUUUAGGUGAUGCGUCUGUGCUUGAAGAUUCGGCGACUACUUCUGCACGAAUGACACCAACUAAAUUUUGCACUUCGCAUGUAUUCGGAUGUUUUUCUAUUGGAUCUUUGAUACACGUGCAACCAGCUUAUCCAUCUGACGGUGACAGGGCCAAAGUAGAUAUUUUUAAAUUGGAUAAUUUACUCUCACAUGACUCUGUAGCACGUGAUUUACGAGCAUAUCCUGGACCUCUAAUUAAGCAAGUAGGCGUCACUCAUAAAAAAACCAUUAUCGAGUACUGCGAAAAUAAAAUUAAGAAAGCAGCAUCAAACGAAGAAAUGGUCGAUCGGGCUUCGUAUAUACUUUUAUAUGAAUUAAUGAUUAUGCUGAUUCAGCAAAAUGGGAACGUUGUUGGUGUUGAUAUAGCAGCAUUGUUACUCAGAAACAAGGAUGCAUAUCCUUGUGAUGCGAACAAGCAAAAGUCACAGGAUUCAGGAAGAAGGGAAUCGGUGAUAUCUCAAAGAUCGGGAGUCGGAGUUGGAGAUGGUAUUCAAAGUAAUCAAGAUAGUACAGUAACAUCCGAAAAAGUCGAAAGUAAGCCACGGAAAACCAUCGAACAAAUAACUGAUGAGUUUAGAAACACGCUACUUUAUGGUUUGGUUCAAGAAGCAUUGGAAUAUGCAAUGAACGAAGGACUUUGGGGUCAUGCACUUUUCUUGGCUAGCAAAUUGGAUAAACGUACGCACGCGUCAGUAAUGACGCGUUUUGCUAACAGUUUACCAUAUCACGAUCCAUUGCAAACUUUGUAUCAAUUACAUUCUGGUCGUGUGCCAGCUGUUGUUACUAGUAUAUCAGAUUCACGGUGGGAUGAUUGGAGACCUCAUUUGGCUAUGAUUAUAUCGAAUACGUCUGCUAAUCCGGAGAUCAAUCGUCGUUCGAUCACAACUCUCGGUGAUACACUUUCCGCGGGAGGAGACAUCCAUGCUGCUCAUUUUUGUUAUAUACUCGCACAAGUUGACUUUGGUGCUUAUGGAGCGAAUAAUACGAAACUUGUGUUGAUCGGUGCAAACCAUCAUAAAUCGUACAAUGCAUUCCUCACAACGGAAGCUGUCAUGCUUACGGAAAUAUAUGAAUAUGCUAGAAACCUGAGCGAACCAGGAUUUACACUUGUGGAUCUUCAGACCUUUAAAUUUGAUUUGGCGGUGAAAAUGGUGGAUCAUGGGUUAAUAGAAAAAUCUCUGUUGUACAUAGAACAAAUUGCAGUGAAUAUUGUGAAUGAGCCAUCGAAGUACAAAAAAUCAUUUAUCAAUGUGGUGUAUAACUUAGGAGACAGGAUUAGAUAUCACGAUCCAAUCUAUAAAGAUUCCAUCGACGAAGCUACAACUUUAACUUGGUUUAAUAACCUAGCUGAGAUUGUUGAUAAAUACCAUACGGGAGAAAUUACCGAGAGUGAAGUUUGCACUUCGCAAGCGAAAACAGAGUCACACAACAACGUGCAAAAUCAAGAAACACAUAAGAUUAAACAACAACAACAACAAUGGAAGACGGUUCCAUCUGAAUACAGAGAAGGUCCAACGUCAAUGAUGGAAGUAUCCACAACGGAAAUACAGUCAGAAUGGCAGCCAUUAUCACUGCCGCCAAAUAUACCAGACACAUAUGAUCAGAGUAUGCCAUAUGUAAGAAGUAACGAGGAAUCUGGUCAAUACCAACAACCGCAACAACAGGAAUAUUGGAACCAAGACUCUUACUAUCAAAGCAAUUAUGGAAGAAAUGACAGUACCAUCACGAAUUGGCAACAGCAAUCAACUCAUGCAACGUAUCCUUCCCAGCAGGGUGAAGUCGAUGAUUCACAGCAACAAGAAAAGUGGAAUUAUGAGGCGGAAAAAGAAGAAAAAACACCUACCCAUGAAGCAUCGCAGCCGGCAAUUUCUAUGACGCCGUCAACGAGAAAGCAAUACGAUCCGUUGGAAGAAUUGGAUGCAUUGGAAACACCAAAUUCAACCUCGAAACCUGCGCCUUCGGAGAAAAAAGCUUCAGAAAAAUUUGCCGAGAAGAAACCUUCGAAUAGUGGAGGUUCUUGGUUUGGUGGUCUUUUUAGUAAGCUUGCCCCAAAACCCAGGAAUCAAAUGAUUUUACCGGAUGACAGUAACCCAACGAUCGUUUGGGAUCCAGUCGGUAAAAAAUGGAUGAACAAAGAUGAAGAUGGAGAUAGUAGCUCUGCUACACUAGGUCCUCCUCCUAAAAUUUCUGAGAUGGGAUUUAAAACGCUUGUGUCAGAGCAAGCUCCACCUUCGUCUCAACCACCUUCGCAAGCUGACGAAUCCGCUAUGAAUAAAUUCAAAUUACCCAAGGGUAGAAGUAUGCGUUCCAAUUACAUAGAUGUAAUGAACCCAGGUAGUUCGAAAGGUAACGCACCACCUUCGAGUGUACCAACCCCAAUAACCUCCCCGAUGGUACCUAUGGCAACUUCGUCACCUCAGUUAUUUAUUCCUGCUCCAGUUAACGAUCCAAGUGCCCCUGUGGACUUUUUAACUACCACAACAACGCCAGUCGCACCCUCUACGAAUGUUUCUGAUAAUACAUCCCAAGGGUUCUCUCGAUGGAGCUCGACCAGCUCGUUAUCGCGAGAGGUGCAGAGCUACACUAUGAGGGAUCCGCGUUUCCUCCCACAGAACAAGGGACCAAUGAUGUACAACCCGAACGACAUGAAGGAUCGUUCAAUGAAGAAUGUGCAACAGAGCCGAUAUCCUCCACGAUAA
Molecule: messenger RNA, 6635 nt
Organism: Habropoda laboriosa
Lineage: Eukaryota; Metazoa; Arthropoda; Insecta; Hymenoptera; Apidae
Gene: Sec16
Exons: 19
Coding region: 69-6635 (2188 amino acids)
Biological process (GO): COPII vesicle coat assembly; autophagy; Golgi organization
Cellular component (GO): ER to Golgi transport vesicle membrane; endoplasmic reticulum exit site
Source: RefSeq, a predicted model, not a curated record